CAAUGCUGAGAUUUUGUACAUGAAGAUGGAUGGAAUCCAAGCUGACAUCUUACACUCAAACACAGUGAACAUUGCUGAGGCCUGUGACGAAUAUACGUUACUCCUCAGCGAUUGGUUGCGUUGAUGUUCCACCCCAUCAAAUGGCGGGAAUGCAUCCUGGGGCUAAGAUCUGCUAUGCAGAAGGGCAAAAAAGUGGCAGUGGAGAACACAGAGACCGUGAAGAGAAUUAAGAGAAAGGUGACUCAUGUUAAAGAAGAGCCAACGGAAGCAGAAUCCUCUGUUUACCACUUUUUCCAGUGUCCAGAGGAUAUUGGGUCUUUCAGGUCGCAGCUCCUGCGGUGGUAUGAACAAACGAAGAGGGAAUUGCCAUGGCGGACAUUGGCGAUGACAGAACAGGACAUCGAUGUCAGAACAUAUGCAGUUUGGGUCUCUGAAAUCAUGCUUCAGCAAACUCAAGUGGCCACUGUCAUAGACUACUAUAACAGAUGGAUGAAGAAGUGGCCCACUGUGGAGAAACUCUCUGAAGCCACACUGGAGGAGGUGAAUCAGAUCUGGGCAGGGCUUGGGUACUACUCAAGAGGGAGAAGGCUGCAUGAGGGAUCCCAAAAGGUGGUGUCAGAGCUGGGGGGAGAGAUGCCCAGGACCACAGAGAAGCUUCUGAAGCAGCUUCCAGGGGUGGGGCGCUACACUGCGGGAGCCAUAGGCUCCAUUGCACUUGGCCAGGUGACGGGUGUGGUGGAUGGAAAUGUGAUUCGUGUCCUGUGUCGUGUUCGGGCCAUUGGGGCAGACAGCACAAGUCCAGCAGUCACUGAGGCACUAUGGAAGAUGGCUGAUACCCUUGUUGAUCCUCAGAGACCUGGAGACUUUAACCAAGCCAUGAUGGAGCUGGGGGCACGAGUGUGCACUCCUAAAAGCCCACUAUGUAACACGUGUCCUGUACAGUCACACUGCCAUGCCUUCAAGAAGGUCCUUGUCAAGCAAGAGAAGGAAUCCAGGAGACUCCAGAGUAAAUUGGAUCCAGCGGUCAAUGGCUCUGUUCCAGAUAUUGAAAAUUGUGGGACCACAGGUACCUGCAAGCUCUGCUCGUCUGAGCCUUGGGACAGCCAGCUGGGUGUGCAGAACUACCCAAGGAAGCCUGCCAAGAAAGCUGCCCGCGUGGAGCGGACCCUGGUCUGUGUGCUGGAGCGGGAUGGGGCAGGAGAUGAGAGAGAGUACCUUCUCACACAGAGGCCUAGUAAAGGAUUGUUGGCUGGAAUGUGGGAAUUGCCAGGCGUGCUGGAGGAGGAGGGAGGUUCAGAAAUGAAACGGAAAAAAGCUCUGUGCACAGAGAUGGGGAAGAUUCUGGGAGUCCCUCUAGACAAAGAGCCUCUGGAGUUUGUUGGCGAGGUUGUUCAUAUUUUUUCACACAUCCACCAAACAUAUGUUGUGUAUAGUAUGGUGUUUCCGGCUCAUAAAAACGGAAAGGAGAAGCCAACAAUCCGCUGGCUCACCAGAUCUGCCCUGCAAGAAGCUGCAGUUUCAACAGGAGUGAAAAAGAUAAUGAAGCUGUAUGAUUCCAUGAAAAUUCCUAAAGGAGGAAAUGCCAAGGACAAAAAGAGAAAAAGCUCUGAAUCAAAGGAUGGCAAGAAACCCAAAAAAGUGAAGGACAGUGGAGGAGCCAAGCAGCUUUCCCUCACCAAGUUCUUCUCUCCCUCAAAAACAAACUAAUGGACAGAGGCAGUAUUGGCCUGAUGGUCAACUGAUCACAGAUAUAGUUGGAAACACACUAAUGUUUAACAGAUGUCCCUGGCUUCUCCAUUGCUAUGAUAUAUCUAUAAAGGUCAUGAAAUGUCCUGCUGGGGACAAAGAACAUGCCUUUCUUUCUUUAUUUUAUAUUCUACUCUAAAGUCAUCCUAUGAUCCAUUCCCGGUUGAUACUAUAUAUAAAUUGAGUGGUGAAUAAACAUUUUUUAUAAGACAUUUAGAUUAAAAA
This is a messenger RNA of Clupea harengus (Atlantic herring), 1971 nucleotides long. RefSeq names its product mutY DNA glycosylase (gene mutyh). Gene Ontology annotation, molecular function: purine-specific mismatch base pair DNA N-glycosylase activity; oxidized purine DNA binding; adenine/guanine mispair binding. The record is from RefSeq and is a predicted model, not a curated record. Gene Ontology annotation, biological process: mismatch repair; base-excision repair. Gene Ontology annotation, cellular component: nucleus. NCBI's taxonomy places the organism in Eukaryota, Metazoa, Chordata, Actinopteri, Clupeiformes, Clupeidae.